Molecule: messenger RNA, 978 nt
Organism: Candidozyma haemuli
Lineage: Eukaryota; Fungi; Ascomycota; Pichiomycetes; Serinales; Metschnikowiaceae
Exons: 1
Coding region: 1-978 (325 amino acids)
Source: RefSeq, a predicted model, not a curated record
AUGUCUGUUCCCCAAGAGUCCUUUGACUUCAACGGCGCCUCUACCAACGCCCAAGCUGCUCCCAGCGUUGUCCCUGAAGCUACCCAGCCUUCUACCGGUGUCCACGGCUCCCAUGGCGCUCACGGCCACACUUCUUCAGGUUCUGGUGGCCUUUGCGCUUUGCUUACCUGGAAAGACCCCGUUGCCACUGGAAAGGUCUUUGGUGGUAUCGUGCUAGGCCUUGUCCUUCUCAAGGUCAAUGUCAUCAACUACGUUUUCUACGUUGCCUACCUUUCCCUUUUGGUGUCUGCUGCUGCCGAGUACAUUGGUAAGUUGGUUACCGGCCAGGGUUUUGUCACCAAGUACACUGCCCAUGUUCCUUCUUACUCCAAGGUCCUCAAUGAGUCUGUGUUGCCAGCUGUCGGCAGAUUUGCUACUUCUUUCGAGUCCAAGAUCCAGCGUAUUAUCUACGCUCAAGAUAUCGAGUUGACCUUGAAGGCUGCCGGUGUGUCUUACAUUUUGUACACCGUUACCUCCUUCUUCUCCUUGUACACCCUUGCCAUUGUUUCCGUUGUCUUGGCCUUCUCCUUGCCAUACUUGUACGUCCAGAACAAGGAUGAGAUUGAUGCUGCUGUGGCUCACUACUCCAAGCUUUUGAAGCAGAAGUCCUCUGAAUUGACCGACCAAGCCCACAAGUCUGUUGCUCCUCACUUGGACACCUUGGCUAAGAAGACUGGCCCAGUUGGUGACUUUAUCCAGUCCAAGUUCCCAACCAGAACUGCUGGUUCCACUGUUGGCUCCUCUGAUGACACUUCUUACCACGCUGGUGCUGGCUCCGAGCCAGUCGCUGUGGAGAAGCCUCUUGAGGGCGCUGGUUCCGCUGCUUCUGGUCACGCUACUGGCUCUUCUUUCCCAUCGGUUCCAUCUUCCGCUCCAUCUGGUGGUGUUGUCGCUGAGGACCCUGAGGUCCUUCCAUCUGGCGUUAAGCAGGCUUUGUAA